UCAAGUUCCGCAGUCGCUUAUGAAUUCACCGGAACGUCGUGUCUGAGCUCACGCGCCGCUUCUAUUUCCGCUGCUUAUUAAGCCUAGAUUCGGAGGGAAGGACAGCAGAAUGAACGGCCAAACCAGCCACCAGCAGCCAAAGGAUCGCCACGACGACGAUGCUACGCUCACAGAGUUCCUCGCUUCUUUGAUGGACUAUACACCCACGAUACCUGAUGAAUUGGUGGAGCAUUACUUGGCGAAAAGUGGAUUCCAGUGCCCCGACACCCGAUUGACAAGGCUGGUAGCAGUUGCAACACAGAAGUUCAUUGCAGAUGUGGCAACUGAUGCACUUCAGCAGUGUAAGGCAAGGCCAGCUGUAAUCAAGGACAAAAGAGAUAAACAGCAAAAGGAGAAGCGUUUGAUCUUGACGAUGGAGGAUCUUUCCAAGGCUCUACGGGAGUAUGGUGUGAAUGUCAAACAUCAAGAAUACUUUGCUGACACUCCAUCUGCUGGUCUAGAUCCUGCUUCAAGAGACGAAUAACUACUUGUCGGAUACAAUUGGAGUUGUGUACCACACUCACUGUAUCUGAAGGUUUGUUCAUUUGGUGUAGCAGAUUCUAUCACUAUCAUAUCCAUUCGAUUCAAAUUACUAGCAAUUUCAAAUUUUGUGCAAUGGAACUCUGCCAAAUUUAGUGGAAUAUGAUGAAACGUGUGCAGUACA
This is a messenger RNA of Salvia splendens (bonfire salvia), 703 nucleotides long. RefSeq names its product transcription initiation factor TFIID subunit 10. The transcript is spliced from 6 exons. Bases 110 to 523 code for a protein of 137 amino acids. The record is from RefSeq and is a predicted model, not a curated record. Gene Ontology annotation, molecular function: promoter-specific chromatin binding; RNA polymerase II general transcription initiation factor activity. Gene Ontology annotation, cellular component: nucleus; SAGA complex; transcription factor TFIID complex. Lineage: Eukaryota; Viridiplantae; Streptophyta; Magnoliopsida; Lamiales; Lamiaceae. Gene Ontology annotation, biological process: transcription initiation at RNA polymerase II promoter.